Varroa destructor (honeybee mite) is the source of this 6978-nucleotide messenger RNA. RefSeq lists its product as uncharacterized. The record is from RefSeq and is a predicted model, not a curated record. NCBI's taxonomy places the organism in Eukaryota, Metazoa, Arthropoda, Arachnida, Mesostigmata, Varroidae.
AUCUUAGGUGUCUCUCCGUUUGUACGCAUCAUAAAUCUGUGUCUAGUCUGGACAUCUUUCCCACGCUGUAGACCCUUAUUGCUGCCUGACGUUUAGCAGCUGCAACCUACAAUUUCAGUUGCCAGGAGCGACUCAGCCUGUUGACAACGUUGUCCGGUUUUCGCCGUGCGGAAGAGCAACCUCUUCGCCUAUCCCCAGUUGCGCUGUUAUUGCUUUUGGUUGGAUGGCGUUUCCCCUGUGCCCCUCUUUUUCGUAGAUGCUCUAACUGUGUGUGUGAGAGUCCGUCUGUGUCCCUUUUGCUUGUAUUGCUCACCAGCCGAACGGACGGGUUGGCUGAUCGCGCAUGCGCAGACUGUGAGCAGAUACUAGUGAGCAAUCCAGCCAGGCAUCAGCAACAACAGAAUAGCGCCGAACAAGGAGAAGGAUGAGGAGAAGGGAAUAGUUUGUGCUGCUACCGUUGGCGAUGUUGGAUGAGGCGGCCGGUGGAGGCAGCAGCAGCAGCAGCAGCAGCGCCACCACUCCAAUGAGCAGCAGCUGGGAAACAACACAAGUGAGCGCCAGCAAACGGCCACAGCUAAUAACGCAUAUAGCAGGCCGCCGUCGCCACCGUCAAUCAGUGCGAACAGAGCACGAGAACACCCAGACGAACACUGGAACACCCGUUCAGAGGGAGAACGCGAAAAAAGGAAACAGAGGAUAACGACGACGAUUGCUCGACGGACCGUGGCUGGACGAGACGGAUUAAAAUCUAAGCUGUUAUGUGCGGACAUCGGUGCAAGUUCUGUUAAACGCCCGAUCAGGCGACGGCCGCUACCGUAGGUUCUCCGUCUUGUUUCUUGUUGACUCAUUACUGAACUGACCGUAAACCAGCAAAAGGUUUCCAUUUCUACCCCGCUGUAACGUAGUCGUCAGAGGUUAAGACAGAUGUCUUAACAAACACGUGGGCACGAACAGGGUACAACCCAUAUAAUAACAUCCAACUUGGAACAAGGCACAAAUACACAUAGCCACAAAGAAAGCCUAUAAAAUACAGAAAAGUCCGGACGGUUGGAAAAAGAAAUACGAAAACAAUGAUGACGUGCAUCGCUGACAGCGGCUUCUUAGGACUGAGCAACUGACUGUCGACGCAUCGAUAGCUAAUAGCAUAAGCUACAAUAGAAUACGCUCAUCAGAGCCGUCCGUCAAAUUGCUGUGGCUAUAUUGGUCCCUCUAUCAGCGACGAUUUCAACAGAUCUUCCGUCGCCGAUUUCCGAUAGACGUCAAACAGUGAAGUUCAUCGAAGUAAAACUCUUACAGUGUAGUGCCUUCGUGUGUAUAUUUGUUUGCGGCUGGAAGCACCCGGCUGUUUCUGCAUCCCUGCUAUGUUCCUGUAGUCCACCGGCGUUUUGAGGUUUGCCAGGAGCCUUUCACCGAAUCUUCGUCAGUCGACGUAUUGUUUUCGGAAAUAUACUAUAGAAAACGACUGUUUUGUUGAGAGUGACACAUUCAUUCUGUGCUCCUUCUCGAUGGUUAUAUAUUCCACUUCACAAAUAGUCAUAGUCGUCAACCAGCUUCGACGCAUUGCUAGCGGCCGAGGCUGCGAAAGAACUGGACGCCGUUAAAUACACCAGUGAAUUACCUACCCACAUACAAAUAAGGUAAUCAUUAGCUAUAAGACUCGUUCACAGAAACGGGGGAGCAUUUGUAUGCUUCUCACUGGCUCGUGUUAGUGAUCGCAGGAAAAAAGCAAGAGCCGAAGGGACUUAGCAACAUGUGCAUCAAUUAAUCGACGAUAUUUAAGGGAAAGAUACUGUGCUAUACUGCCGUGCGAGCACGAGCCAAGUUAUAUGCCCUUAGCAGCUGGAAAAGGUGUUACUCAGUCGUAAGAUAUAAGUCGCAAAAAAUAAGGAUUAUCGUGUAACAGAGAAGCUACAAUUUUGAGCGGCUUAACACCGUUUUCUAGUUUCAUCAACCUAAACGUGCUUGAAUUUACUUUGUCGAGGAGAAUCUGUAUUGGACGUACCGUUCGCCUGUCAACUAUAGUGCUGCUCAAAUAUAGCUCCGUGUGGGUGACGACUGUGUUGGGAGCGUGUUCACGAGGAAGAUCUCCCCAGAACCUCCAGGGAGCAGCAGCGACGAGAUGGCAGCAAUGCAGUCUCUUGGGGGUCUUGGCUCCCUUGGCGGAGAUCUCCUCAACCAGAAUAACCAGAGUGAAGCCGGACCAGAGGUGGCUCUCUUCAACAAUGGCCAGCACGCAAAUGACGCUCUGAAUUUUAAUGAUGCUACAACAGAAACAACAACGUCAACAACAACGAUAGCACACCACCGCCAUUCAAGCUCUACGGCAAACAUCAUGCAGGAGAACGUGACGUCUAUGGAUAGUAGAGGUGGUUAUGAUUCAAGGACCAUCACCAAGCAAACCCUGUCGAAGCUCCAGAUCAAUUCCAAGUUUGGAACGUUCACGCGCAGGACAUGCGAAUCAAUCGAGAAGUUUAAUUUCAACCCGGAAGACGACGAUGACAACUCUUCCAGGCAGAACGGGAUGGAUAUUGACUGCGACGGUGAGCAGACCAUAGUUCCCGGCGGUCGUCAGAGGACAGGCAGAUUUUCUAACGGUUUCAACAAUGAAACCACUCAGAACAACGACCUCCACCAACGCCAUUUGAAUGGAGAAUCUCCAGUGUCUGCUGGACUCUCUAACGCUCAGGGCGUACACCUGUCAGAUAGUGACCUUUCACUUAGACAGUUGAACGGCGGCGCUAUGCUACACGACGUCAAGGCCCCGCGUAACGGUUCUCCAAAUGCCAAUCGAAAACUUCAAAGUAGUCCGCAACAGCCCAGGCGCGGUUCUCCAUCCCGACAGCCAACGAAACAGGUUGAAGCAGCCGUUCGAGGUAUUGGUCAAAUAAAACCAUCAGCCUUUGUAUCGCCUUUAAUGAUGACCGGCCGUUCUCACGGUUCGCUCGACGCCUCCGAGCUUCCUUCAGCCGGAAUAUGUAGUGAGAAUAGUACGGGUGGGGGGAAUUACAGCCAAAGUGAAAGUUCGUGCGGCAAUCUGGACGCCGAUUCACAAACUGAGAGCGCAUUAUUGGUCGAUGCCCGCCUCCUUGACGAUCAAGUGGUUGAAUUGGAAAAGGAAGUUGAUUCACUUAAGAUUUAUUUGAAUGAUGCACUCGCAGAACGUGAUCAAGCAGUGGCCGCCCUCAGAGCUUAUGAAGAAUUACUCAAGCGCAUUAAUGAGGCAAACGCAAAACAAAAAAGAUCAUCAACGUCUUCCUUGGGUAGUGGGAGUUCUUCACAGAAGGAUGCUGCCGCAAGUAAUUCCACAGCCGCCGAUUCAGAGCGUCUGAAAAAGAAAAACGCCAUGCUAGAGAAGACGGUAGACAAUCUCGAACAAACUGUGCAGGACACCAUGGCAAGGAUGAAUGAUGUGAAGGACGUUAACCAAGAACUCAAAACGGUUCUAACGGACCAGCAGGACAUGCUGGCUCAGUACAAGAGCACGAUUGAGCAGAAGACGUUUGAGUACAAGGACCUCCUUGCCAAGCACGAGGCUCACAUCGACGCUCUGGUUACCGAGCAUAAGCGAGAUCGUGCACUACUGGAGAAACAAAUCACUUUACUGCGUGCAGAGGCGCAUAUGAAAAGCCUUGAUAAUGAGCGGCUCGCUUCAGAGUGCCGAAUUAAGGGUGAACAACUGGCUCGCAUGACAGAGAUGCUCAACGAACUACGCCAGGCGUACUAAAUGGGAACAGACAGCGACUUAUAUAGGGGCGGUAUAGGGAAAGCCUUAUAUCGUGAUUUUGUGUGGGGGUGAUUGCAUUAAUUAUGCCCACCGGGAACGGGUAGAUUAUAGGAUAGGAAUUGAAGCAUAUUGCCCCUAGCAGGGAAAACACCUGAUUUUAGUUGGGCUAAAUGGGUCUCAACGGAAUGUGCCACGUCACUUUUUUCUGCGCUCUCUGUAUUUUGGUGUCCUCUUUGUUUUCCCGAUUUGGGAAAGCUCUACGAGUCAUGGAUCAACAGAAGCCAAGCAGUAGCAUAUCGGUUGACUAAUUACAAACCAAACACAAGCAGGCUAAGAUUCAGAAUAUGAAUAUUUUUUAGAACGGUUGCGGCUCAGCUGUUGUUGGAUAAACAUCAUCAUAAUAGAAAGUUGUCUCCUAUCUCUUACAACUAGAAUAAAGUUGAAAAAAAACAAACGGUUGUUAUAUGCGUAUUAACGCAGAAUUGACUCUAUUGCAUAUAAUUGCAACGUACCGACUCAUCUACACCAUCAGAGAGAAACCAGCGAUGGAUGGUAUUGUUCGUCACGAUGAAAAGAAAACAAUCUGAUGAAAGUGUCUGUAAAGUUCAGUAUAAAUACGAACACUUUGAAAUAAUGAUAAAUAAAUAGUGAAUACGUAUAUCGCUAAGUAACAAUGUUACGAAUAAGAAGUUGCAAGCGCGCAGCAAUAUAUGAUUUUCUGCAAAGCUAGCCCCAUAUUAUUACUAAUAAAAAUAAUAAAUCAGUAGGCUACAAUAUACGGAUGCAUACAAACGUAUUCAGGGUAAAUCUGGAGGAAUCGAGAGAUUGAUUUUGGUGGACCAAUACGUGUACGAUCAUUUGGCUUCAAUUUAUCCAUUUACCUUUUUUAGUUUAUUAGGUACGAAAUCCCGAUCAAUCUCUAUACUAGGUUAGACAAGUAUGCUCAAUAGAUUAACGCUCGAUUCAAUGUAAAGUAGUGUUAGAAAAGCAAAUUUAUUCGUGGAUUUUAAUUGGUUUUGUCCACUACAGAUAUUUAAACCGACAGAAAUACUUUUAUAUGCAAAUCACUAUACAAGUUGUGAUUCUGUUCUUUUACAGUCAUAAAAAAAAUGACUCACGCCGUUCUUUAGCUCAUAUCGCAUACAUUGGAUACCUCAAGGGCCAGAUCAUAUUUUAUGACCGAUAUUAGGUGUUUACCUGUCUGAAUCAGACCAAGCAGGUGAACGAGUGUAGCCCAGUGCAAUUAACCGUGAUUUUAUUUUACAUGUUAGGUAAUGCUUCUUCUUAUCAAGUGAUGCCGGUUGUAUUUUGAGUGUUAGUUCCAAUUCUAGACAUUAGCAAACUUGUUUUUUAUUUUUGCCAGUUUAGCUUCGUUUUCACGGCUGAGGCAAGAACGUUGAUGAACUCCAUCGACGACAAAAACGAAUCCGAAAUUCCAUAAUUAUACCUAGAGACCUAGAACUAAAUUAAAUGAUGCCCUUGAAGAGAUCGACCUCGGAUAUGUUACUGUGAACCAGUAACGUUUUAAAAAAUUGUCGUUAAUGGUUAGUUGAUAGGAGUUACUCUUCAUUUUUUUUUAGUUAAGCUUGAGUGGUUUAAAGCUAUGUUGGAACUUCUACUAAACCUAACAUCUUGUUUUAUAUAAUCAAUUAGGCAUAUCAUGCUGCCAGAAGGACGUAGUUUAUAUUUUGUUCGCUAAUGAUCGAUGUCUUUUAUUGAUGGGGGCUCACCUAAAGUGAUACUAUAUUAAAAAGCUCUUUCUUUGGAAACUAUCGUGUUAGAUUAGCUAGCUUUAAUAGGCUUCAUGGGCGGAUCCCAGCUGUUUCAAAUAGUACUCUCUGGAUUGUUAAUAUAUGAAAACUAAUAUAAAGAAACAUCAAUAGGUGCAGUCGCCUAUAGUUAAUGCUGCUAUAGUCCAUCGUAAUCACAAUGUAGAAAAAAAACGAGCAAGCUCGGUAUUACGGGAAAUAACUUGCUUGCUUGCACUGUAGCUUUACCAGAAGGUUGUUAGACUAGCUUAGCAUAAAAUUGUGAGCAACGAAAAUCGCAUAACGUACAUGCAAAUAUAAAUGUAUGUCUAUCAAAGAUAUUUGUCUAAAAUUGCUAGACUAUAAUUAGUAAUGUGCGGUGGUGACAACUCUGACCUCAUAAACUCUCACAGAUGGUGGUCAGAGAUAGCUGUUGAUGGUAUGUCCAUUCAUGUUUAUGGCUCAGGCUCAUAAUCCGGGACCUCGUUUAUCAAUUAUUCUUUUCUCCAGCUUCUUCUAAACUUCUAGCUUCUACGCAGACAGUGGAGAAUCUAUAUAUCCAUUUUUCUAAAUAUGGCCUCGUUAUUAACUAGCUGUUCUACUCGAUUCAUUUCAAUUUUUCACAUCGCCCCCAGAAAUCUCGACUGAUGAUGUAGGCGCGGUAAACAAAUGUAACGAUGCGAGGUGAUUGAAAGUUGAAAUACCAACAAAUUGAUGACAAAAUAAGAUCAAAUCUUGAGAAAAAAAUGAACAUAAAAAAAGACAUGGUUAAGAGCGUCACUGUUAGGUUGGGGUUAAAUUUAGCUUCGCUUAUCGAUCCUUGUUAAAUGCUUGUCAUUUUACCUAUUAAAACAAUGAUGCCGAUACUAAUUCAAAUAGCUAUGAGCACGGGUACGUAACAAGCCACCGCAGGACCGGUUAUGCACAACACCUAGGAGAUGGACCUCAAGUCGACGAAGUACCGUAUAAUCUGGCAUACUUAGUAAUACGUGAAGUGCCGAAGUUAUUUUAUCUCCCUUCAAGACCAACCUCCAACAAAGCCAGAUUGUCAAAAAAGUCAUAAUGAUGUAAUGAUAACAUGAAAUAGUAUAUAUCAUAAAAUACGGUACCACAAAGAUGAUGCUAUUAUAAUAAUACCUAUCAUGGAAAUUAGGUGGCACUUAUGGCUCGAUGCGAGUGCAAGCGAGAAGCAUCAAUGCCACGAUAAUACCUUACGACGGUUACAUUACGAAUGCAAUAUAGAUUAAUUAUAGAAAAAUAGUAAAUAUAAUAAAAAUAUACAUAAAAAGAAAGAAAAAGAUAAGAGAAUAUCGAUAGAUCAGAACGUCAUACAUAGUCUAUGAUGGACGAGAUCAAACGCAUAAACUACUAUACACUAACUGCAUACACUGGAAGAGAGGAGAAAGAAAGAAUAUAAAUACAUACGCAAAAAACGCUCGAUAUAUAUGUAUAGACGGCAGACGAAAGUUGGAGAGGUAUUUUUAUAAUUUUAAGUUUCAUAGUAAA